UCCUGUGAAACCAUUAAGUAACACCAGGAGGUGCUGUUUUAAUUAAGCGUCAAUUAUAUGGUGUGGCCAGUGGUAGAGAAGUUUGGAUGCGAUCUUCUCUUCUCUCUGGGGCAAGUUUGCAGGAUAAAAAAGAAAAACUUCUUAUUUCUAGGUUGGAGCUGCUGAGGGUGAGCUGCUACAGUCCGUAGCCAAGCAUGCUGUGGUCGGAUCUGCCCAGCCGUGGAACAGAAACAUUUGCUGGAUGGAAAAUCCAUAAAAGAAAGCUCCUGUGAAAAGCUGAGGCGGACGAUAACUUAAGCAAAAUCAGAUAUAUUUGGACUGCCUGACCUUCUUUGGGUGAUUGCUGUUAAUUAACAGAUUUUGUGGGAGAAAGGGAGCUUGCCUUCUGAGCUUUAUACCAAAGAUCUGGGAAAACUAACCAUUUCAGUCUUUCCGAGUACCUGGGAACUGCCGAGGCCCCUGCUGACUGUCGCUAUGGGCAGACGGUACCCGGAGGCUCACUGUUGUCCAGGCAGCUCAUAUUUCAAAUUAUAACCUAUUUCCUGCACCACUGCCGACGUCCAGUGAUCCAUGUCAGAAGUACUUCCAGCUGACUCAGGUGUUGACACCUUGGCAGUGUUUAUGGCCAGCAGCGGAACCACAGACGUCACAAAUCGGAACAGCUCAGCCACACCACCAAACACCCUUAACCUCCGUUCCUCCCACAAUGAACUGUUGAACGCUGAAAUAAAACACACAGAAACUAAGAACAGCACCCCUCCCAAAUGCAGGAAAAAAUAUGCACUAACUAACAUCCAGGCAGCAAUGGGCCUCUCAGAUCCAGCUGUGCAGCCCCUGCUGGGGAAUGGCUCUGCCAACAUCAAACUAGUGAAAAAUGGGGAGAACCAGCUCCGGAAGGCUGCAGAACAAGGGCAGCAGGACCCCAACAAAAACAUCAGCCCCACUACAGUCAUCAACAGAACUUCUGAGAAGUUAAAGAGUAAAGAGCCCCACCCGCCAGAUUCCUCGGGCUGUGAGAUUUUACCCUCCCAGCCCAGGAGAACUAAGAGCUUCCUGAAUUACUAUGCAGACCUGGAAACCUCAACCAGAGAACUAGAGCAGAACCUAGGCAACCACCAUGGGGUUAUGGAAGAGAAAUCCCAGCCAGGCCAGGACCAGGCCUCUACCAUCGUUGGGAAUGGAGAUUUGCUGCUGCAGAAACCAAACAAACCCCUAUCCAGCCCUGAAGACGGCCAAGUAGCCACAGUGUCAUCCAGCCCAGAGACCAAGAAGGAUCAUCCUAAAACAGGAGCCAAAACAGAUUGUGCCCUACAUCGGAUCCAGAACCUGGCACCGAGCGAUGAGGAGUCAAGCUGGACAACGUUGUCCCAAGACAGUGCCUCACCCAGCUCCCCAGAUGAAACAGGUAUCCCUGGGAAGGGUGUAGCCUCAGAUGGCACUUUCUUUUGGUGUUUUCAGCUAUUGAUGAGUAAAUCUCUAGAUGGAUGGAAAAUGUCCAUUUCUAGGCAGAGAAGAGCAUGA
Galeopterus variegatus (Sunda flying lemur) is the source of this 1521-nucleotide messenger RNA. RefSeq names its product amyloid beta A4 precursor protein-binding family B member 2-like. Gene Ontology annotation, cellular component: cytoplasm; nucleus. The transcript is spliced from 6 exons. The record is from RefSeq and is a predicted model, not a curated record. Gene Ontology annotation, molecular function: transcription factor binding; amyloid-beta binding. Gene Ontology annotation, biological process: regulation of DNA-templated transcription. Lineage: Eukaryota; Metazoa; Chordata; Mammalia; Dermoptera; Cynocephalidae. Bases 571 to 1521 code for a protein of 316 amino acids.